AAGCCACUCAAAAAGAAACACUCGAACAACACAAAAAGGGAAGGAAAUAAAUUCAAGAAUGGCACCUCCCUGCGCCCACUGCCACUCCGCGCGCGCGGUCAUCAUCCGGCCCAAAAACCGCCACCGCCUCUGCCGCGAGUGCUUCAUCCGAGUCUUCGAGACAGAAGUGCACGAGACGAUCACCGCGACACAACUCUUCCAGCGCGGCGAGCGCAUCGCCAUCGGCGCCAGCGGCGGCAAAGACAGCACCGUCCUCGCCGCCGUGCUGAAAACCCUCAACGAGCGGUACGACUACGGCCUCUCGCUCUGCCUGCUGUCCAUCGACGAGGGCAUCCGCGGGUACCGCGACGACAGCCUGGAGACGGUCAAGCGCAAUGCGCAGCAGUAUGCCAUGCCGCUCGAGAUCGUCGGCUACGGGGAACUAUACGGGUGGACGAUGGACCAGGUGGUGGCGCAGGUGGGCAAGAAGGGCAACUGUACCUACUGCGGGGUGUUCCGGCGGCAGGCGCUCGACCGCGGCGCGGCGCGUCUGGGUAUCAGCCAUGUGGUGACGGGGCAUAACGCGGAUGAUGUGGCGGAGACGGUGAUGAUGAAUUUGCUGCGGGGGGAUCUGCCGCGGUUGUCGCGCGGGACGAGCAUCGUGACGGAUUCGGCGGCGAGUGAGGUCAAGCGGUCGAAGCCGUUGAAGUAUGCUUAUGAGAAGGAGAUUGUGCUGUAUGCGCAUCAUCGGCGGUUGGAUUAUUUUAGUACGGAGUGUAUUUAUUCGCCGGAGGCGUUUCGGGGGAGUGCGCGCUCGUUGAUUAAGGAUUUGGAGAAGAUUCGGCCAAGCUCGAUCUUGGAUAUUGUUCGCAGUGGGGAGGAUCUUGCGGGGUUGGUUCCUGCUGAGGUGAAGGGGACGGGGCCGGUGGGUGGGGGAGGAGGCGGAGGUGGUUGUGGGAGUCAGAAUGGGAGGACGAGUGGGGGGGAGAUGGCGGAGAUGGAGAGGCGGUUGGCCGGGGAUGAGGCCGCUGCUGGGCAGGAGACGGAGAUCCGUCUGCCGGUGAGGACGCCGGGGAGGAAGAACAAGCAGGCGAAGGACCAGCCCAAGGUGAAGACGCAGACGAUGGGCAAGUGUGAGCGCUGCGGGUACAUCUCGAGUCAGAAGGUGUGCAAGGCGUGCAGUUUGCUGGAGGGGUUGAAUAAGAACCGGCCGCGCAUGGCGAUUGACGUCGAUAUGGAGGAUGAGGAGAGCAGUACGACGUUGAUGCGACAGAUGGAGAGGGUAGAAUUGGGUUGACCGAUUAUCAGCUCAUCGAAACCAUCCAUCAUAUCAAUCGGUCCAGUCUGACCGGAGUCAAUCAGCGGGUCAGAUGUAGGAUAACAUCCUACCUACUACACCAAGUGGUCCAGACAGACCACAUCUACGAAUAUACGAUAGCUAUAUCAAGGCAGCACAGAAAGCACCAGCUUCAAGUUAAUAUACACAAAUGUAC
Messenger RNA from Aspergillus campestris IBT 28561, 1472 nucleotides. RefSeq names its product putative PP-loop ATPase superfamily protein. The transcript has a single exon. The record is from RefSeq and is a predicted model, not a curated record. Gene Ontology annotation, biological process: tRNA wobble position uridine thiolation. Gene Ontology annotation, cellular component: mitochondrion; cytosolic tRNA wobble base thiouridylase complex. NCBI's taxonomy places the organism in Eukaryota, Fungi, Ascomycota, Eurotiomycetes, Eurotiales, Aspergillaceae. Bases 59 to 1276 code for a protein of 405 amino acids. Gene Ontology annotation, molecular function: tRNA binding.